AUGGGUGAACCAGUCGUCAACGGCGAGAAGGUCCAUUCUCAGUUCUUCAAUCAUCUCUCCUCCUACCCUGUUGUCUCAGACACCAUCACUCUCUUCAAGGACAACCCAUAUGGCGCCAAGUCUCUCGAAUUUGCCGAUCAAGGCUACAACCGCUUUGCCAAACCAGUCCUGCCCUACUUCUCAACACCUUACAGCUACAUUGCUCCCUAUCUCACUCGUGCCGAUUCCCUUGGUGAUAAGGGCUUGAGCCAAAUCGAUACCCGCUUCCCUAUCAUCCGUGAAGAAACCCAGAAGAUCCGCGGCACUAUCUACAACCGUGCCUCCUCUCCAGUGCGGUUCGCAGGCGAUGUCAAGACCCAUGUCUUCGACACCUAUGGCUCCGAGUACAAGAAGGCUGGGGGUAGUGGUCUGGUGAACUCGGGAAAGGCUGCGCUCACCACUAGCUUGCUGCUUUCGCAGGAGUCACUGGGCUGGGUCUAUGGUCUCAUCCAGAAGACCAAGGAGGAGGUCAAGGAGGCCGUGAAUGAGAAGACCAACCAGUGA
Penicillium odoratum is the source of this 543-nucleotide messenger RNA. Its product is annotated as putative pathogenesis associated protein Cap20. Bases 1 to 543 code for a protein of 180 amino acids. The transcript has 2 exons. The record is from RefSeq and is a predicted model, not a curated record. Lineage: Eukaryota; Fungi; Ascomycota; Eurotiomycetes; Eurotiales; Aspergillaceae.